CUGACGUCACAUCGCCUGUGUACGUGCGCGCCCCCGCGGCUGUUGCAGUGACGGAGGGGAGGCAAGAUGGCGGCCGCCUAUCUCACCCACCAGCAGAAGGUGCUGCGGCUUUACAAGAAGUCCCUGCGGCACCUGGAGUCGUGGUGUGUCUUCAGGGAGAAGUACCGCUAUCACGCCUGUCUCCUGAGGGCGCGCUUUGAUGACAGUAAGGAGGAGCGAGACAUGGCCAAAGCCACCAAGCUGCUGAAGGCCGGCGAGGAGGAGUUCUGGGCCCUUCAGCACACCCAGCCCUACAUCUUCCCCGACUCCCCCGGAGGAACGUCCUACGAGAGAUACGACUGCUACAAGGUCCCGGAGUGGUCUCUGGAUCAAUGGCAUCCGUCUGAGAAGGCCGUGUACCCGGACUACUUCGCCAAGAGAGAGCAGUGGAAGAAGCUUCGAGAGGAGAGCUGGGAGCGAGAGGUGAAACAGCUGCUCAGCGAAACCCCCGCUCAGGGUCCUAAAGAUGAAGCCCUGCCGCCGGCUCGUAAGCCGGGCGACCUGCCCCCUCUGUGGUGGCAAUACGUGACGAGGCCACGCGAGCGCCCGACAUAGAUCCACAUCAGACCUGCCGAUCAGACCUCGUAGCAUGUGCACGUGUCUGGUGAAUAAAGUAUAAUGCUAUUAAAUAUUGAAUUUCCGUAACAAA
Molecule: messenger RNA, 688 nt
Organism: Spea bombifrons (plains spadefoot toad)
Lineage: Eukaryota; Metazoa; Chordata; Amphibia; Anura; Pelobatidae
Gene: NDUFB9
Product: NADH:ubiquinone oxidoreductase subunit B9
Exons: 4
Coding region: 67-594 (175 amino acids)
Biological process (GO): mitochondrial electron transport, NADH to ubiquinone
Source: RefSeq, a predicted model, not a curated record